Molecule: messenger RNA, 1145 nt
Organism: Sclerotinia trifoliorum
Lineage: Eukaryota; Fungi; Ascomycota; Leotiomycetes; Helotiales; Sclerotiniaceae
Source: the annotation of a GenBank genome assembly
UACCUCCACACGAAGACGUGCAAGUCAUCUUAACAUACAAAACACUCUGUGAUCCCUUUAGCGUCAUUCAACAAGUCCAGCUUCUUCGUAUACAAAUCUUCGACGUUGCCGGUUGCGAAAUCUUCUACCAUCAAGAGCUCACAGCAGUAGCUGACACUUCAAGUGGUUGGAAUAGAUAUCACGGUCGAGAUCCAGGACCACCACCACCGCCAUAUCCACCUCAGCAACCUUUUCCAUCCCAGCAGCGAGUCGAUCAACCUAUCAUCGCACAAGUCCCCGUCAUUUAUCCUUCCAGUCUAAGAAGGCCAUAAAUUUCCGGCGUACCAUACAAUACAUAUCACGGUCAGGAUUCCGGUCCACCUCCACCCUACGUCGGUAUGGCAUUCCCAGUGGGUUACGCACCACCCCCCUACGGCUGCCCCGACCCAUAUUCUAAUGCAAGCUAUGGACCACCAGGUUUCGUAGCUCCUCAGUAUCAUUUCCCCGGUACCCAUCCAGCACCCCCUCCCGCCGAUAAAAGUGGUGUGCCUGGCAUCAACGUCCAAAACCAAUUCGGCGGCGUCGGUCUUCCCCCAGGCUACAACUAUCUCUUCCCGACCUCGCACUGUCUCGUCCACGUAUUCGUAACAGGCUCAACACCACCCUGGCAAGCAAACUCCCCGCUCUAUACUUACGAUGUAGGCAAUCAUCGAAAAUUCUUUAUUCCGGCUACUAUGACGGUUAAGGAAAUGAUGCAGCAGUUGGGCUGCAGUAAUGAGGAUCCGGAUAAGAAUGUGAUGACGGAGGUUCAGGAAGUGGGGAAUGGAAAGUGGACGAAGGGGAUGGUUUUUACGGGCGGGAAUAAGGAUAGAAUGAAGAUGACGUUGAAGGAUUUGGGGUGGGAUACGGGGAGGAAGAGAACGGGGUUGCCGGGACAGUCGCCUUUGAUUUGGGUUUAUAUUACGGGGGAUUAGGAGACUUGAGAAGUUGUCGGAGGUUUGCAUGAUGGUUCGGGGUAUUGGAGGUGUAGGUGGAGUAUGCGAAUUGUGGUUGCAUAUGGUUUUUAUCGUUUCGAGGGGUUUAAUCACGAUAAAGUGUGGAUUCCCACUAUCUGUAUGUUUUUUCAUGAAGAUUUAUCUAGUUUAUUCGAUUUUUAAACGUUGGGU